AUGGCAUCUACUUCGAGAGCUAAUAACGAGGCAACAAAAUGGGCUCAAAGAGAACAAGAUUAUCUCCUGAAAUUAAUGGUUGAAAAAGUGAAAGUUGGUAACAAGAGUUCUAGCACUUUCAAUAAAGGUGGGUCGAACAAUAUCAAGAUAUGGUUUGAGGAAAAAGCUAAUCGACCAUUUACGAUGGCUCAACUGAGGAAUAAGAUGAAUAAAAUGCGAUUUGAUUACAGCGCUUUCAAGAAACUACUGGAUACUACAGGAGGCGAGAGGCGAGAAGGAGACGCGAGGCAAGAAGGAGGCGAGAGGCGAGAGGCGAGCAGCUCUGCCAUCUUCGAUCUACCAUCUUCAAGUGAGAAAAUGUCAACUUCAAAACAAGCAGUUAAUGAAACUGCAAAAUGGAGCCAAGCAAAUGUAGACACCCUUAUUUUUCUGAUGGUAGAGGAAGUUAAGAAAGGAAAUAGGACUACUUCGACUUUUAAUAAAGCUGGUUGGAACAACAUUGCCAAUAACUUCAAAGAAAAAACUGGGGUCAACUAUGCCAUUAUACAGUUGAAGAACAAAGUGAACAAACUGAGGCAGGAUUAUAGUCAGUUUAAGAAGCUAUUGGAGACAACUGGUUUUGGUUGGGAUACUGCUUCAAGAACUUGUACUGUUGAUGAUGAAUCCAUCUGGGAAUCGCAUAUUAAGGAUAACCCUACUUGGGCACGAUUUAAGAAGCAUGGACUACCACAAUGGCCAGAACUAUGUAUGGUAUUUGGUGAUACAUAUGCAGACGGCGAAGGAAGUGGGACUCAAACAACCAUGUUGGAAACUUUGGGGGCCGAUGAUGAUAGGAAUAUGAUUGAAUCUUGUGAUGAGUCAAGUUCCGCUGAUGAAGUUACUCCAUUAGGUGACACUCAAACUGAAGCAGUGGAAAAAAGGCCAGUUACUAAGCAUAGGCAUGAUAGGACUCCAAAUGCGAAAAGGAGGAGGAGCAAGUCUAAUGAUUGGUCAAUGGCAUUCAAGGCAAUUCAAGAUAUUAGUAAAUCAAGGGUAGAAUGAGAUGCGAGCAUGUCCACUGCUUCAACCCAAAAUGUUGAACAG
This is a messenger RNA of Macadamia integrifolia, 1083 nucleotides long. RefSeq lists its product as uncharacterized. The transcript is spliced from 4 exons. Lineage: Eukaryota; Viridiplantae; Streptophyta; Magnoliopsida; Proteales; Proteaceae. The coding region runs from base 1 to 1041 and encodes 346 amino acids. The record is from RefSeq and is a predicted model, not a curated record.